Messenger RNA from Saccostrea echinata, 2022 nucleotides. RefSeq lists its product as uncharacterized. The record is from RefSeq and is a predicted model, not a curated record. Bases 1 to 2022 code for a protein of 673 amino acids. The transcript is spliced from 2 exons. NCBI's taxonomy places the organism in Eukaryota, Metazoa, Mollusca, Bivalvia, Ostreida, Ostreidae.
AUGGCAUAUUUUGAGGGCUGUGUUCCUGAGACUGUGUCAUGUGGUGGGGACCUCCCGACAGGUAGCCUGGAGGAGAGAUUUGGCCGACCUCAGGGAAAUGGUGGUGAAUUGGAUAAAUCGACAAAGAGUUUACAAUCUGAAAUGGAAAGCGGAAGUAGAAUAGAAGGGUUCCGAUUCAAAGAAUCUGACUGGGACACGACGCACUGGCAAAAUAACCUUCGAGUAAUCUGGAAUAUUUUUCAGGUUCUGUCUUACCACGAAGAAUCGUUGUUCUUAUCGGAUUGUUCUAAUAGUCCUCCUGGAUUUACUUUGCUUCAGUUACUCACAUCUGAUGUAACAUAUCCAAUUCCGCCAACAUGUAUUGUAAUGAAUGGGAAACUGUAUUUAUCUAGUUCUAAGUACAGAGGAAUGGCGCGAUUUGGAAUUAAAUCAAGACCUAACCUUUUUCAACAUGGGCCAUGCAACAACGGAAAUUAUCGUGGUCUGUAUGACUAUGAUGAUGCUCAUUGUCUUUUCAGUGACUUUUGGCCCCCAUCUGCCACCUCUUGGGUAGACAGAUGUCAAUCAUGGCCCAAGCCUCGUAUUGUUCAUGACAUAGUCCGAAAUGGAUGUCAUUGUGUAGCAAUAGGUCAUAAACUUGGAAACCAUUACAACACUGAAUGGAGAAUUUCAUUCUCUCUAGCGGAACAAAUUCUUGUGAACUCAAUGAAUCACUGUCAAUUCUUGGUAUAUGGCUUGCUUAAAAUUUAUUUAAAAGAGGUAAUCAACAAUGGUUUGGACGAUAAGGAUAAGUUACUGUGUUCCUAUCAUGUCAAGACAGCAGUUUUCUGGAUGAUUCAGACAAACAUAAUGCCUUUCUGGUGUCCAGAGAAUCUCUUGGAGUGUUUUUGGUUAUGCUUUAAACUUAUCAUUAAAUGGGUAUAUCAGGGAUACUGUCCAAAUUUUUUCAUUUCCGAGAACAACAUGUUUUUGAGUAAUAUCCAUGGUGAAGCACAACAAGAUUUAUUCACUAGGCUGUAUGGACUGUAUGAGAAGGGUUUAGCUUCCCUGCUGCAUAGUGCCUGCAUAGGGUCUUUUGUUAUAAAAAUGCUCUUUAUUCCAGGAGGCAUUAUAUGUACGAAUGAUCGAAAACUUAUCUCUGAAAUUAGGUUUGACGCAGAAGUAAGUGAAGAAAUACAAAUUUCCUCUCUAAUACCUACAAAAGACCUAUAUCAUUGUUUGAAGGCUCUACAUACAGUAGAACAGAUACGAGGCUUAUGUCUGACAGAAUAUCAGGCAGGUCUAUUACAAGCACUUACUGUCCACAUUCUCCAAGGAACUGCUUUUGUGUUAGCAGACAUGUACCCAAACAGAGGAACAAAUAAGGUGAAGUUUAUCACUGACAAAAUAUCACGCAACAUGCUGAAACUAACAUCUAAGUUUGGGUUUAUAUCUGACAUGUUGUACUUUGCAAUAUUUUAUUACAAAACAUUCAGAUGGAUUGAAGCACUCUCCGUUUUAGAAAUUACGAAGGGCAGGUUAGCACAGCCAUAUCUUAUGUAUGAUAAUAAUGUAAAUAAAGAGAGGUAUAUUGAGGCUGUUGGAGGACUGUCCUGGUCUACCAAGAUAAGAAAGGCUCUGGCAAAAGAUGUAACACUUCACAAUGAUAUCAUUAACAUAUAUAUCAAUGAAUUAGUACCAGAACAACAGAAUUGCAUGCAGAACAAUGAAACAUUAGUGUCUAUUCCACCGUUUGUGCUCUUACAUAUGUUGGAGGUCUUGUGUUACAAACACAUCGAUAUAAGGAGAGCACAUACGGCUCUGUAUGAUCUACAGGUCCUGGUACAAUACAACAGAGAGGGAUACAUAGAUGACGCAUAUAAAGAUAUAUCAUGGCAGAUACUGGGAAUCUGUCAGCAGGUUUGUGGGAAUCUCCAGGCUGCUUUGGACUCCUACCAUCAAUCACUCCAACAAUAUCCCAAUCACCAAAUACAAACUGCUACAGAAAUGAGAAUUCGAGAUCUCCUUCAGCGUUUUCAAUGA